CAUACAGCGCCAUUUUAAUCAAGAAGGUUGCAAUUUCACGUGGGCCUGAUUUUAGACGGUUAGAUAAACUGGAACGCUUACAAAGAUAGAAAGAUGGCUGCCAAAACUAAAGUCCUCUUUGUGAGAAACUUGAAUUAUGACACAACAAAAGACUCUGUGAAGGACAAGUUCGUAGACUGCGUAGAUGUGAGGAUACUGACAUUCUCAGACACUGGUCGUUCAAAGGGGUUGGGGUUCAUAGAGUUUGACUCUGUGGAGGAUGCUGAGAGAGCCUAUGAUGAAAUGCAAGGCUGUACCAUUGAUGAUCGCCAGAUUACACUGGACUAUGCAGAAGAAAGAAAUCCUGGUGGACCUGGCAAAUCAAAAGUGCUAUUUGUCAGAAACCUGAACUACGAUACAACUACAGACACCAUUAAAGACAAAUUUCCUGACGCAUCUGACGUCAGAAUUUUGACCUAUCCUGAUGGCCGAUCUAAAGGAACUGGUUUCAUAGAGUUCACCAAUCCAGAAGAUGCUCAAAAGGCUCUUGAAGAUUAUCAAGGAGAAAUAAUAGAUGACCGGGUGAUAUCUUUGGACUAUGCUCAAGAACGACGAUCAGGUGGACGUGGUCCUGGGAUGAGGCGAGGUGGCCGUGGUGGAUACUAUGGCGGAGGUAGCGGCGGUGGUGGGCGGGACUAUGGUGACCGCAGGGAUUAUGGUGGCAGGCGUGAUUAUGGCGGUGGCCGAGACUACAGGAGUGGUGGGGGCGGCAGCGGAGGUGGCCGCAGUGGGGGAUAUGGUGGUUACAGCAGCUAUAGCCGCGGUGGAGGUGGACGACGUAGUGAGAGUGGAAACUGGCGAGAUGAAGGCAGCCGUUCUGGAGGAGGCUGGUCAGAUUAUGACUAUGGUAAUUGAAAUACAAGACAGCAAGAAACGUUUCCAGGAUUGGGAUUGACCGUUAUAAGAGGUGAGGUUUUGGGGACUUGCAUUUAGCAAUUCUGGAACAGUUCGCCCACUGGGAAGAAAACAGAGUGCGCUGGUCAUCAUUCAUUUCAUCAUUGGUUUCCAUAUUUUUGUUACGCCAAACAUCUUCAAAAUCAUCUAAUAAGAUGAUUUAACCUAGUUCUGUUACCCACCUGUAUAUAUUGUUCAUGCGAACUAACCAUGUUAAAGUAGAGUUGACCCUCCCUGUCUGGGAUUUUAAGUUAACACAACUGUGGAAGACAAAUUUUAUCCUAUAGUUCUUAAUGCAUUAGUUCUUAAAUAUAUCUUAAGAGAUCAAACUCGUCAUUAACAUGUUGAAAUUGGCGCAAAGUAUGUAACUGUUAUGUGGUAAUAUGCUGUAUUUCUUGAUGCAGUUAAAUUAAAAAGCCAUUUAUUUUGCGUUUUCAAAUAACUUCAAUUGUUGAAAUUUAUAUUUUGUAAUGAGCAGUUGUAAAACUAAUAAAUAAAACUUAAAAGCUGCCUCUGUGCAAGUCAUUGUAGGUUCUGUCUGCUUUUCAGGGGAGGUUUAAAUGAUCUGUUACAGAUGAACUGCUUCAGUUUUUAAAAGUUUUUUUCUGUUGAAAGUAAAAAAAUUUUUUUUUUUUUUUAAAAAGGUUGGUUACGCUGGGUACAGUAAAUUGCCUAAUGCAUUGUAUUGUGCCGAGUCAAAGAUGUGGCAAAAAACAGUUUGUAAGUUCGUACAUGAAAUGUUGUCUAUUCAUUUUAGCAUGUGCCAUUGUUGUGAUUGAUUUGUCCUUCAGCAUCCUUGAAUGAUGUACAUUUCCUGCCAGGAAUGUAUUGUAAACCAAUAAAGCAGCUGAUU
Liolophura sinensis is the source of this 1786-nucleotide messenger RNA. RefSeq names its product nucleolin-like. The record is from RefSeq and is a predicted model, not a curated record. The transcript is spliced from 7 exons. Lineage: Eukaryota; Metazoa; Mollusca; Polyplacophora; Chitonida; Chitonidae. Bases 94 to 894 code for a protein of 266 amino acids. Gene Ontology annotation, molecular function: RNA binding.